Xyrauchen texanus (razorback sucker) is the source of this 9931-nucleotide messenger RNA. Its product is annotated as A-kinase anchor protein 13-like. Bases 69 to 4091 code for a protein of 1340 amino acids. The transcript has 29 exons. Gene Ontology annotation, biological process: adrenergic receptor signaling pathway; positive regulation of canonical NF-kappaB signal transduction; regulation of Rho protein signal transduction. Gene Ontology annotation, molecular function: guanyl-nucleotide exchange factor activity; MAP kinase scaffold activity. NCBI's taxonomy places the organism in Eukaryota, Metazoa, Chordata, Actinopteri, Cypriniformes, Catostomidae. The record is from RefSeq and is a predicted model, not a curated record. Gene Ontology annotation, cellular component: membrane; actin cytoskeleton.
UGUCAGGACCUCAUGUGGGACAUAAGCAACACUCAGUGUCACCGUUUCUUUUUACGUGUGUUGGAAAGAUGUACGAACGACACAGGCGGAGGUAUAGUUUGUGUGCUAAAGGGGAGAGAAAUAUGGAUGUAGUUUUGAUCAAGGUCCACAGAGACAAAGACACACUGUGUUCCAAUGUUUCCCACAAGAGACACAGCCUAGCGUCCACAGAGAGUUUGCAGUUUUGCACUUGCAACUCAGAAGCAGUCACAUUUCGAGACUCGGGCAGUGACACGGAUUGGUUUCUUAGUCCAGACACUGGAGAGGAUAACAGCUACAGAAAGGGGCAGGAGGCAGUUGGGGGAGGUGACAGCACGAGCGAGGUAUCCGUCUCCUGCUCCUCAACUGAUGACACAGCCAGUUUAGGACAUCCCAGCUCCUCAGCCGAGAGCUCAGAGGAGGUGCGGCAAGGAGUGGAGGCAGAGGAGGAGGCCAAAGACAGGUUAACUGAGGUCCCGCUGCACUCCUCUCUCCUCCGAUCCACAGACCGGUCACUCUCUCCAUUCCGCAGACACAGCUGGGGGCCUGGGAAGAACCAGGGAGGGGAAGGAGAAAUGAACGAGCGCAGUUAUAGUUUGGAGGGUCUAGCAGCAGAGGUUGAGGAUGGGAAACGUUGGGUUACACAGUCUGGAGGUCCUUCUAAGGAUCACAGAGGAGAUCAAAGACAAGAGAGUGAGGAAAGGGGCUCUUUAAUGUCUCUCACAGAAGAGGGUCCUGAAUCGGACUUGGGAGAAUGCAGCAGUCCAGGGGGACAGAAAUCAAGGAAGUAUCUUCCAUUAAGACAAAGCUGUCCAUCUGUGACUCUACCUCUCACAAAAUCAGUCUCUAUGCUUUCCAUCAGCCAAAGGGACAUGGAUAGCAUGAGGUCAUUCACAAGCACCACCAAUUCCAUGGGAUACAGCAUCACAGAGGAGGAACCUGGACCUUUAAGAGAUGAUUUUGAAAAAAGUUGCACCAAAGUGAGCCGAACUUUCAGCUACCUGAAGAGCAAAAUGUACAAGAAAACCGGAGAAAAAGACAAAGAAAAGAAUCGGGAGAAAGAAGCCAAAGAAAGGGACAAGAAAUCAGUGAAUGGACACCAAUUCGGCCUGUCAAGCUCACUGCAUUCAGCUUUAUGCCAGCAAUGCAACAAAACCCUCAACACUAAAGAUGCUGUUAACUGCACAAAUUGCAAUGUGAGAGUUCACAAAAGCUGUAGAGAAAGUGUCCCCAUUUGUCCAAAAGCGAAAAUAAAGUUUCAUCAACAACAGUUUGCAAUACCAGAGUCAACCACAAUGCCUGUUGUCACUCUACGAACAAAAUCGUCCACUCUCCGGGAACGGCCCUGGUCUGCCAUCUUGUCUCCAGAUGAAUAUUCUCUGAUUAUCCCAUCCAGACGACCUGCCAGUAUUAUGCCCUUCCACAGUAGCAACCUCUCGAAAAGCAUGUCCAUCAACAAUAUAGCAAUGUUUGAUGAUAUCCCUCUGAAAGGCUUGCGACAUCUGUCUCAAUCCACAGACUCCUUGCACAAACCCAAUAAGGUCACAGAGUCCACAGAGUCUCUAGAUGAAGGAACUGAGAUCAUUGACAGCAGGCUGAUGGGAGAAUUUGAGGCAGAUGUUAAAGAACUAGAGGCUGACUCCUGGAGCCUUACUGUGGAUAAGAAAUGUUUGAAGCAACUCAAGAAGGAUGUCAUAAAGCGACAAGAUGUCAUCUAUGAGCUGAUCCAGACAGAGAUGCAUCAUCUGCGGACGUUACGGAUCAUGUCAGAUGUCUACAGUAAGGGCCUGCAGACAGAUCUGCAUCUGGAGCUCCAGAUGGUGGACAAGAUGUUCCCCAUGCUGGAAGAACUCCUGGAGCUGCACACGUUCUUCUUUAGUGCUUUGCUGGAGAGGAAGAAGGAAGCCAGGCUGGAAGGCACAGACGGGGGCUUUAUAUUCAACAGGAUAGGAGACGUGCUAGUUAGCCAGUUCUCAGACUCCAAUGCAGAAAGCAUGAAGAAAAUCUAUGGCAAAUUUUGCAGUCGACACAAUGAAGCAAUGAACUUUUACAAAGAGCUGCAUGCCAAAGAUAAGCACUUUCAGGCUUUCAUCAGGAAAAAAAUGAGCAGCAGCGUUGUCAGACGUUUGGGCAUCCCCGAGUGCAUAUUACUGGUGACUCAACGGAUAACAAAGUACCCUGUGCUUUUACAGCGAAUCCUCCAGCACACCAAAGAGAAUGAAGAGGAUUAUGAAAACUUGACACACGCUCUACAGCUGGUGAAAGACAUUGUUGCGUCAGUUGAUAGUAAAGUCAAUGAGCAUGAGAAGAAAAGAAGAUUGAAAGAUAUCUACGGCCGUAUGGACAGCAAGUCCAUUACGCGGAUGAAGAGUGGCCAGAUGUUCGCCAGAGAGGAUCUGCUGCGUGGUCGGAAGCUCCUCCACGAUGGCCCUUUGCAGAUGAAAAACACUGCCGGGCGACUAAAAGAUGUCCAAGCAAUUCUGCUUUCUGACGUCUUUAUUUUCCUCCAAGAAAAAGACCAGAAAUAUGUUUUUGCUUCUCUGGACCAGCGAGCCACCGUUAUCUCCCUGCAGAAGCUGAUCGUGCGAGAGGUGGCCCACGAGGAGCGCGGUCUCUUCCUCAUCACCGCUGGCAUUGAGAAACCUGAAAUGGUGGAGGUUCACACCACUUCCCGUGAAGAACGCAACACCUGGAUGCAGUUCAUUCAGGAUGCCAUGCACUCGAUAGGAAAGGAUGAUGACGAGGGGAUCCCGAGUGAAACAGAGGAAGACAAGAAGCUGCUUGAAACCAAAACAAAAGAAAUGAGAGACGUACUCCAGAGGAAAGAUGAGCAGAUCGUGUCACUCCUGCAGGAGAAGAUGAAGCUUUUCCGUGAAAUGUGCGGCUCACCCGACGACCCUGUCAAAAUGCUCUUCAGGGCCAACAAUGAAGAAUUACCCAAGGGGGAACCCAUCAUGAUGGAUGCUCUUAAAGAGGUGGAGAUGUUGCAGGCGCUGGUGAAUGGUAGUCUGGGCGGGGCGGUGGGGCAGCAGGUGGCCUGUGCUCAAGGGACUGUGUGUCUGCCACGGAGAGCCGAGACCUUCGGAGGGUUUGACAGCUACCAGAUGAACAUUUCCAAACAUGGAGAAAAAGAUGAGGUUGAAGAUCUUCGGAGGACAGAAUCUGACAGUGUCCUGAAGAAGGGAGGAAAUGCAAACCUGCUGCUGCUGCUGAAAAGAAACAGUGAGCAGGUCUUGAGCAGUGUCACUCACCUCCACGACCUCCUGUCCUCACUGCAGGCUGUGGUCUUGCAGCAGGACACCUUCAUCGAGGACCAGCGUCAGGGGUUAAAUGAGCGCACCCCCUCCCGUACCCCAUCCUGUGCCUCCUCCCGUCCUCCCUCAUUGGUGGAGCAAGAGAAACAGCGCAGUCUGGAGCGCCAUCGACAGGAAGCUGCUGCCUUGCAGCGGCAGCAGGCCACACACGCCGAAGAACGACGGCGUAGGGAGAAAGAGUGGGAGGUGAGAGAGCGGGAGCUGAUGGACCGGGAGGUGCUGCUCCACGUGAGAGAGGAGGAGGUGCAGAGGAGUUACAAGGAGCUGGAUGAGGUACAGCAGGAGCUACAGGGGAGAAAGGAGGAUUAUCAGAAAGAUCUGGAGAGACUGAGAGAUGCUCAGAGGAGGCUGGAUAGGGAGAGGGAGCAGAUGCAGAGGGAGGUGGAGCGAGUGGAGCACCUCCGGGAGGUGGAGGCACGGAUUCAACGCACCCCCUCCAGCACUUCGGAGGACUCCCUAAAACUCCACAGCAGCAGCUCUGUGGAAAAAGAGAUCUGGGAGGGCGAGCUAUCAUCCAGCCCCAGAAAGAACUCCAUCUCCAAACACAAGGGCCGCAGCCUCUUCUCCCUGGGUGGCAAAACUCAGAGCUUAGAGGGCCAAAACCAGAUCCCCACUCGACUGCUUCAGCUGGCUACAAGCAAGGAGAAGAAGGACAAGAAGAAGAAGAAAACCAAGAACCAGCAGCCCACUCAGGAAGCAGAAUCCCAUCUGCUGCCCCUGACAGAGCCUCCAAUGGAUGGAGAGAUCUUUUUCUGCUGAUUUACUCAUCAUCCCUUCCUUCCAAAUUGUUUCACCUCAUGGACUCCAUAUCAACUCAUGCAGGAAGUCACCCAAAAUGCCCUCUUCAUGUUUGGGUAUACCCAGUUAUAACCCUGCUAUCUUUCUACUGUAUAAGGGGGUGAAUCUUACAAAAUCUGUCAAGAACAUGAACGGGUCAUAUUACACCCCAAAAUCAAAAGAUAAGAAAUUAUAUUUUGCUUUAAAAAAAAUUAAGUCUGUUCUUAGAAUCAUUGAGAAUUUUUUGUAUUGUGACAUUAACCCCCCCAUUCUCAAUACCGUAAUGCAAUAUAACAAUGAUAGAUAAUUAUGUUGGCUUGACAAAACAAAACCCCUAAACCAUGACCAAAAUGAUCAAUUGUAACUUCUCCUACAUCGAUCAAACUUGGCACAGACCUUCUUACAAUUCUGUUUCCGUUUACUCUGUCUUUUCUAACUGAUUGGACUUGUGUUUUUUAUAUGACUGACAAUAGAAAACUUACACUGACUUAUCUAUCAACUCUCUAACAACAAAGAAAUGCCUUGCAACUGGCCCAAACACACUAGUAAAUGGUCUGGACUUAUAUAGCUCUUUUUUUUUUAACCUUAAGAGGUUACCAAAGCACUUUACUCUGUCUCCCAAUCACCAAUUCACACCCACACACCAAUGGCAGCAGAGCAAUUUGGGGUUCAGUGUCUUGCCCAAGGCCACUUCAACAUGUGGAGAUGUGGGCCGGGAAUCGAACCACCAACCCUGUGAUUAGCAGCCAACCCGCUCUACCACCUGAGCCACAGCUGACCCUAGCAAUCAGCCAGAACACACUAGCAACUGCUUAGUAAUGCAUCAUCUGUUUAUCUGAUUUUGUGUCUGUCUGGCUUGUAUAGCAUUUAAACUUUUUAAACAAGGCUUUGUCAAGCCAACAUCAAAAUUUGUCUUCAAAAACCUUAUCCAUCUGGUCUAAAUUGUAACAUAUUUAUUAGGGCAGGGGAAAAAAUGAAUUCUGUUACAAAUUGUUAUUCUUGAGCCAACGAUUUUAAAAUCGUCUGCCAGAUGAAAAAUCUAUUUUUAAUUUAAUAAAUAAUUCAUGUUUAUCAUAUUGCUACAAAUAUUAAUAGAUAAAUAUAGGAAGCUAUAUUUGGGCAGAGUUCCACAUAACAUGUUUUCUCUCUGGGAAGUUGUCUCUUUCAUGCUGCCUUCACGUGCUAUCGGAUUUAUCGUAAAUACGAGUUUCCCUCUCUGAAGUUGCAUAUGAAUGACCCCUUAAGUCGUAUUUACGACUGGGAGUAUCUGAGAUCAUUUUGAUACCAGAGUUUUCGAGAUGGGAGAAGUCGUAAACUUUCAACAUGGCAGAGGAGACAACUGUUUCUGUAGUGAAUGUGUCAGGUUUUAUUAAUUUUUAUAAAUACAGUUCAUUGUUAGCGCUUAACGUUUUGGUCAUAUUCAUUUAUGUAUAUCAGCAACCAUCUGAUGCAUGUUGUACAUUUUUACACUGUAAAAAUAGCUUUUAUUUGUUCAUAAUUCCAUUAUCGUCAGCAACCAUUAUCGUCAGCAAUUUUUUAUUAAUAAUACAUUAAUUUUUUCCUCAAGAAAUAUAUCUGAAUUAAAUUUUUUCCGGCAACAAAGCCCCUGAAAGCGACAUACUCGUGAUUAGGAUAAUUCCGAUAGCACAUGAAGGCAGCAUAAUUCUUUACGUUUAGUCCAUUAAUUCACCGCUGCUACAGCCAUUUGUUCACUCUCUGACGUCAAAUCGUCUGAUGUGAUCAAUGUUCCUAUUAUUAUAAGCCAAAAGUUCACUUGAGAGGUGUUGUGAAGAGUAUUUGUCAGGAAUCUUUCUACAGAUUCUGUCUGACACUGCUUUAAUGAAUAGUUUAGCUGUAAAAAGGCUUAUCAAACUAUUGGAUGCCAUAAACUACAUGUCGUGGUCCUGCAAUAUUUAUAUCUAAUACUACGAUAUAAUAUACUACUAUAUAAUAUCUACUUAUAGCUAACAGUCAGGGUAUUCAUGCACAGUGGCGGGUAAUUUUGCACAUUUACCCUCCACUGCAUCUCAAUCAGCUCCCUAGUUUGGCCAUUUUUAGGGCUGUCUCAUUCGCAAAAUCAUUCUAGUGCACUGAAACAUUCGCUCCCUAAAAAAUCCCACAAUGCACCGUAAAAACCACUCACUAUGUUCCCUUACCAGAAACAUCGUCAUGUCUUAUGAAGUCUCUCAGGUCAUUUGAGUGUAAAACUAUAAAGUUCAAGCCUUAUUUUCUCUUUAAAAGAUAUGUUGUUUCUAAUGUCUUUUAUUAAAAAUGACCAUGAAAGUGAAACAUUCUUAUAAAUAUUUGAGUUGUUAAAAGAAGGUUUAAAAUACACUCCUAAAUAUUUAAAUUUCUUUAUGUAAUUUAUCUGUUAUAAUAACACUUUUUAACACAUGUUUGAAUAUCUUAAAUGAAAAUGAAUGAUAGUGUCAUUUAUACAUCUAUGGUGCUGAUUACUAACAUGCACAAGCUUGUUAAUGUGUCGCAGGCGAUUGAGUCAAAAGUGUCCCAACGUUCAGUGAAUGAACACCUUUUGCCAGUGCCUGAAUUCGUGUUCACAAUCUACUGAUUCACAACAUAGGGAGCUAGGGAGCUGAUUGAGACACAGGGAGGAAAUGACGACAAUACAUGUCUUGUGGAACACGCACAUUGUGAGUUCUCACUUUUUAUCUCUGUCAGUCAUCUAGUAGUUUUGUAAGAAUAGAGUCUAUGAGAAUGCUGCAUAGGCUCUCAGACUAUCUCAGGAUGCAUUUGUUAAUAACAUGCAUUGACAUUGGGACUACAGGUGAAUUGUCAUUUGAGGCAUAAUUCAUUUCAGCACCAGAAAUGUUUCUUGAACAAGUUAGCAAUUUAGCCUCCUUUUGUAUGCUGCAAAAUUAUCGUUAUGAUAAUAGUAAAAACAUAUGGUAAUAUAAGUUAUAUUUUAUAUUCUAAAAUAACUAAAUUAGUUUGAUAAGUUAAAAUUAUGAAUAUAUUUGUUUGUUGAAUACAAAUGACAUAACGCACUGACUGGUCGAUUUGUAGUUGUAAAUGGGUAGUUUUGCACAUCCUACCUUUUAUCUGCAAAUUGUACGUAUAUUACAGAGUGAAAACAAUUGUCAUUUCAGACACAACUGUUCUUAAAUAGAUAUUUCUUUCUGAGGAAAAGGAGUUAACAAAGUUUUUAUAUCAAAACAAUCGCAUCGAAUCGUGAGGUCUGUGGCAAAAAAAACAGCCCUAAUAUUUAUAAAUCAUUGUGGUAUUUGGUUUGCUGCCUAUAAGGUAUGCUGAUACAUAUAAUAAUAAAAAUACAGUAGUUUUACUUUAAUCAAUACUGUAUUACAGUUAUGAGAAUCUGAUGUAAAUCACCUUUGAGAAUAAUGUAAAUAUGCCUAAAAAAAAUACUCAAAAGUUAAACUUCUGGACGCAUUGCGGUUAUUAGAAUUUGGGCAGAAAAAUUGCUUAAAGGGUUAGUUCACCCAAAAAUGACAAUUCUCUCAUAAUUUAUUCACGGUCAUGCCAUCCCAGAUGUGUACAUCUUCAGCAGAAUGCAAACUAAGAUUUUUAGAAGAAUAUCUCAGCUCUGUUGGUUCAUACAAUGCAAGUGAAUGGGUGCCAAAUUUUUGAAACUCCAAAAUCCACAUAAGGGCAAAAUAAAAGUACUCCAGAUGUCAACAUAUCAAUAUUUAAGUCCUUUUUUUUUACCAGAAAUUCUCCUCCCUGCUCAGUCAAUCUUCACUUUCACUUUUACGUUGUUCUGCUUUAGUUUUUUUGUGAUUCACAUUCUUCAUGAGUAUUGCCCCCUAUUGGGAGGAGAAUUUAUGAUAAAAAAAAUGACUUGAAUAUUUAUCUGUUUCUCACCCACACCAAUCAUAUCACAUCUGAACGCAUGGAUUUAACCACUGGAGUAUUAUGGAAUACUUUUAUGCUCCCUUUAUGUGGAUUUUGGAGCUUCAAAAUGUUGGCACCCAUUCAUUUGCAUUGUGAGGACCUACAGAGUUGAAAUAUUCUUCUAAAAAUCUUUGUUUGUUUUCUGGAGAAGAAAGACAGUCAUACACAUCUGAGAUGCCAGGAGGGUGAGUAAAUCAUGAGAAACUUUUCAUUUUUGUGUGAACUAUCACUUUAAUUUUAGUGAAAACGUCACAAUGCAAAAAAAUAAAUAAAAUCAAAAUCUUAAUAAUCUUAAAUUCCUUUGUUAUUUAUGUUGUACAGCCUCUUUUUUAUUUGUAUUUUUUUAUUUGUAUUUUAUUUAAUUUGUUUUUUUAGUUGCAAUGUGACCUAGAUGUUUUUGUGAGAUUUUGUUGAUUUGCUUACUUUUACAUGUCUGAGUAUAUCAGACAAAUUCGAUCUUUUGUUAUCAUUGUUAAAAUGUACUGUUAUGUAAAAUGAUCAUUGUUAAAAUGUACUGCUUGUCCGAAGUGUUAUGUCUCUUUACUCUGCACUCCUGUUCAAAUAAAUCGUUUGUGCCAGGUUUACAAAAUGCAAAAAUUGAAAUUGCAGCGCCCCCUAUUGGCAAACUCAUCACACUGGCUUAUUGCAUGGAAGAAUAACCAUUUAAAAUGUAAUUAGAUUUUUAAAAUUUAAACGGAUUAUGAGAGAAAAGUGGCAUUCAACUCUUUCCCAUGUUUUCUAUUUUAGGUUCUCAAAGGAAUUUCACCUUUGAAAUGCCACUGAGCACUUUAAAACCAUUCAAAUGUUACUCAACCCCCAAAAAUGGUAAUACAUUUUUCAUUAGCAUUCCAAAAAUAAUGUCCUAAGGACGGAUUUUAAAAAGGAUUUGGGGGCCAUUGCAUAACAUACCAAGACAUUUCAUGCUACGUAAAGAUUAUUGAACCCUUCUGUAAUACUUAACAACUGUAGCAGGAUAGACACGCUGUACAUGCUCUAUGAAUUGGAGACCCCUGAGGAAUAUUUAAAGCUACCUGCUGGACAGGUAAAGGAGAUGUUCCUUUAACAUCCAUGCAGGAUACUGUACCUAGUCUACCUAGGAUCCCCUUACGGAUCGAAUUCAACAUACCACAUUUAAAUGUUUGAAUAAAUCGAACACCCCGUCUUCUAACAUUCUUUGCACUCUAAGUGUCUACCUAUUUCAUCAAGCAUGAAUAUUUGCCCUCCUGCCAUAUUUCAAGGAAGACACCACGGUCUUUAUUUUUUCAAGGGACAAUCUCUAAAGGAGUUACCUAUUUGUCAUUUAAAUUGUUUUAUACUUUUUUGUGUGUGUGUGUGUGUGUGUGUGUGUGUGUGUGCAAUUUUUACCUGCAAUUACGUGAUUCUAACAUGGGAGGGCAGCAGAGGUUCAAGUAUUGUUAUAAUUUAAGGCUACUCUGGAUUUACAUGACUUUUAAGUGAUGAUUGUCAAAGACAACACACAAGUGUUGCAGUGCAAGAAUGAUUGUUUCUUCACAUGUACAAACUGAUUUUUUACUCGGAAAACAAAGUUUAUGGCCUUAUGAAAUUGUCAGUGACACUUUUGUCCUCCAGUAAAAGCAGGGAAAAGUCAAAUCAGGCAUAUUGUCUCAUGCGUAAAAGUAAAUUAAAGUUGCUUAGCCUUAAAGAUAUGAUGAAAUUCACUAAAAUAUCACCCAACAUUUUCUCAGGAUUAGUUUCACUCUUUCAUCUUUGUUUUGAAACUAAGGUAGCAUUUGUACAUUUAAGGUGCAUUUGUUUUCUUGCUUAAUAUAAAGGAAAAAGGUAAAUUGAUGUAAAUAUUAUUUUGUGUAACAUUUUUUAUGUAAAAUUUGUGAUUCAUUUUGUAAGUGUUUUGUGAGACACAAGGCUUUAUUUAUCAUUGGUCCCCUUGUCUUGAGGCAGAAAACUAUAUUUGCCUCAAAAUAAAAAUCUAU